Molecule: messenger RNA, 2148 nt
Organism: Eremomyces bilateralis CBS 781.70
Lineage: Eukaryota; Fungi; Ascomycota; Dothideomycetes; Eremomycetales; Eremomycetaceae
Exons: 3
Coding region: 1-2148 (715 amino acids)
Biological process (GO): exocytosis; intracellular protein localization; Golgi to plasma membrane transport
Cellular component (GO): exocyst
Source: RefSeq, a predicted model, not a curated record
AUGUCCGGCCGUGACAAGGCGAGCAUAUCCCUCCGAUCCAGGAAUGGCCGCAACAAUCGACCCAAGAUCUCCGCUCCGCAAGCGAUUCCGCAACCCGUUCAGAAACACCCUUCAGCUACAUCCAGCACGACGACUAUCAAUGUUCCCCCUUCGGAAUCUUCAAGGCGACCGUCGGAGUCGUCAAGGCGGCCGUCGGAAUCUUCCAGGCGGCCGUCAGAGUCGUCAAGACGGCCGUCAGCCGCGAGUGGUCGUCCGCCGGGUCCAGAUGGUCCAGCCCAUCGACCGCAGCAGCGAACAGCAGAUCGAACAGCAGAGAUGGUCAAAAGGAGGUAUUCCACAAGAUUUGCCCAGGCGCCGGAUUUCAGUGGAAGUGCACAUCCAAUGGUGCCAGCUUUACCACAGCUAGCGGACAAGUAUGCCAGUCGAGAUGGGCCCGUUGGCGUGGAGAGCAUUGGGGAUGAGAAGCGCCUGAAGGUAGAUGCGAAGGCAUUACGCGACCCCGGAUUCCGGCCAGAGAAGUUUGUUGCUAUGACCCUCCAAAAAGCGUCCGCGUCGGAUAUUCAAGCAUUCAAGCAGGAGCUCCUAAAAGUCAAGAACCGCACCUCCACCGAUCUACAACACAACGUCUUCCAAAACCGUACCCAAUUCAUCAAGAUUUCAAAAGAAGCUGAGGGCGUUAAAGGGGAAAUGCGUUCCCUCCGUGGCCUCAUCUCCGACCUCACCAGCACCAUGCAAGCCACCUCCGUUGCCGCUGGUAACACCCCUCAAGACUCAGUCGUCUCACGAAAGCAAUCCCAUCGAUCCUCCGUCGCCAACCUCGAAGCCAUGUGGAACACCCAUCUCCAAACCCUCUGGAAGCGCGUAGAAGGCAGCCAGAAAUAUCUCCCGGCCGUCUCCGGCCGACAUAUCGUCUACGAGUCCGGGAAAUGGGUCGAAUUAAACGCCGCAACCUGGAAGUCGAAGCGCAGAGUUCAUAUUAUCCUCCUCAACGACCAUCUCCUCAUCGCGAUCGAGAAGAAACGACCGGACCCGUCGCAGUUGAGCGAGCAAAAGCAAAAGCAAGGCCCGCAGUCGCAGGCACAGCAUAUUGCGCGGUAUUGCUGGCCACUCCGCGACGUGUCGCUCGCCGAUAUAUCGAUGCGCGGGGGCACCGGAGGGGCACCAGCCAGCGCGAUCAAUAUCCGGGUGGGAGCCGACUCGUUCACAUACGCGACCGGCGCCGGCGAUGCGGAGAAGGCAACGCUCCUCGCCACGUUCCGCAAGACGGCCGAGGACCUGCGGAAGGCGACCGAGACGGAAAACGCCGAGCGCCAGCGGAUUCAAGGCCCCGGCGCGACCAGCGACGCGGAGACAAAUUUCCUCGCGGCGCGGGAGAUGAUGGGCGGGCUGCUCGGGCGUCGAGAGGCCGAGAUGUGGUUCCAAGGCUCCGAAGGGUCCGGCACACUGAGUCUUGGCAUCAACAUCAACACCAUGCUCGAGAUCGAGGGGUCGCAGCAUUCAUUGCGGUCGAUCGAGGCGAGUCUGGAUGAUCUCUCAAUCGCAAUCGCGCUGCAUCAUUUCGAGGAAUCGGUGGAAGGGCUGGAGAAACUGCGGCGCUUGGCGAAGGGGAUCAAGGGACAUGCGAUCGCGGCGGAGAGAGUGGGUGCCGCGGUGGAGGCGCGGGCGGCGAAGUUGGGAGCGGUGUUGGUCAGGCGGUUGAUCGAGCGGCACAGCUGGGAGAACACGACGAAGGAGACGGCGGCGUGGCUGGGGAGGAUUGGGUGGGAAGAUAGGGCGAGAGAGGCGUAUUUGGGGGUGAGAAGCGAGACAAUACGGAAACGAGCCAGGCAGUCACCAUUUACAGGACACCUCCCGCUCUACAUCCACACCCUAUCAUUCAUUUACUUCACCCUCAUCCGCAACACCCUGUCUCUCUUCCAUUCCUGCUUCUCCCCCUCUCAUGCCAGCGCUGUCGUUCGGUGGGCCAAGAUGCAUGUUGAAGAGUUCAACGAAAUCUUGACGCGGCAACUGGACAGCGUUGAUCCGAGCAGCGAGGUUUACGCGGACUGUCUGGAAAGAGCAAAGAAACAUGCAAAUAUGUUGAGGGAGGUUGGCGUGGAUUGGAGGGGGUUGGUGGGUGGAGAACUAGGGGAGGCCAAGGUGAAGUGA